CACUCCCUCCCGGCUUGAAACCUCGCUGUUGCCGGUGAGUUAGAGGCUUUGAAGCUGAAACAGCGCAGUGGGUAAGGCGCUGGGGCUCCCUCUCUGAAGCUGUCGGUUACCGAGCCUAGUCUUUUCUCCGUGAGGAACAGGAGCCGCGGCGGCGGCUUUCCCCCAGGUUUUGGCCAGACUCAGGUCCCUGGUUAUAAAUCACCAUGGCUCAGAGAGAUGCUGACAAAUACCUCUACGUGGAUAGAAACCUCAUCAACAACCCUCUUGCUCAGGCUGAUUGGGCAGCCAAGAAGCUGGUAUGGAUCCCAUCAGAGAAGAAUGGGUUUGAGCCUGCUAGUUUGAAGGAAGAAGCAGGAGAUGAAGCCAUUGUGGAGCUUGCAGAGAAUGGGAAGAAAGUGAGAGUAAACAAAGAUGAUAUCCAAAAGAUGAACCCACCCAAGUUCUCUAAAGUGGAAGACAUGGCAGAACUGACCUGUCUGAAUGAGGCCUCGGUGUUACACAACCUAAAGGAGCGAUACUAUUCAGGGCUUAUCUAUACCUACUCAGGCCUCUUCUGUGUUGUCAUAAAUCCCUACAAGAACUUGCCUAUUUAUUCAGAAGAGAUUGUGGAUAUGUACAAAGGCAAAAAGAGACAUGAGAUGCCCCCUCACAUCUAUGCGAUUACAGACACAGCUUACAGGAGUAUGAUGCAAGAUCGAGAGGAUCAGUCCAUUCUCUGCACAGGGGAAUCUGGAGCUGGUAAGACAGAAAAUACCAAGAAGGUUAUUCAGUAUCUGGCUCAUGUUGCUUCAUCACACAAGAGCAAAAAGGAUCAAGGGGAGCUUGAGAGGCAACUGCUUCAAGCCAACCCUAUACUGGAGGCCUUUGGAAAUGCCAAAACGGUUAAGAAUGACAACUCUUCAAGAUUUGGAAAAUUCAUUAGAAUCAACUUUGACGUAAAUGGCUACAUUGUUGGAGCCAAUAUUGAGACCUAUCUGUUGGAGAAAUCCCGAGCAAUACGUCAAGCCAAAGAAGAACGAACAUUCCACAUCUUCUACUACUUGCUAACUGGGGCAGGGGAGCACUUGAAAAAUGACUUGCUAUUGGAACCCUACAACAAGUAUCGCUUCCUUUCCAAUGGACAUGUGACAAUCCCGGGCCAGCAGGACAAGGACAUGUUUCAAGAAACACUAGAGGCAAUGAGGAUCAUGAGCAUUCCAGAUGAUGAACAGAUGGGUCUGCUCAAGGUGAUCUCAGGUGUUCUUCAGCUUGGCAAUAUCGUCUUCAAAAAGGAACGCAACACGGACCAGGCUUCCAUGCCAGACAAUACAGCUGCUCAGAAAGUUUCUCACCUUCUGGGUAUCAAUGUGACAGACUUCACCAGAGGAAUUCUCACCCCUCGCAUCAAAGUUGGCAGAGACUAUGUCCAAAAAGCUCAGACAAAAGAGCAAGCUGACUUUGCCAUUGAGGCUCUGGCUAAAGCCACUUAUGAGCGCAUGUUCCGUUGGCUGGUGAUGCGUAUCAACAAGGCACUGGAUAAAACGAAGAGACAAGGAGCAUCUUUCAUAGGAAUCCUUGACAUAGCUGGAUUUGAGAUCUUUGAACUGAACUCCUUUGAACAGCUGUGUAUUAACUACACCAAUGAGAAGCUGCAGCAACUCUUCAACCACACCAUGUUCAUCCUGGAGCAAGAAGAAUACCAGCGUGAGGGCAUAGAGUGGAACUUCAUUGACUUUGGCCUGGAUCUGCAGCCCUGCAUUGAACUGAUAGAAAAACCAGCUGGCCCUCCAGGCAUACUGGCUCUGCUGGAUGAGGAGUGCUGGUUCCCAAAGGCCACUGAUAAAAGCUUUGUGGAAAAGGUGGUGCAGGAACAAGGCACACACCCUAAAUUCCAGAAGCCAAAGCAGCUGAAAGACAAAGCCGACUUCAGUAUUAUACACUAUGCUGGCAGGGUUGACUACAAAGCUGAUGAAUGGUUGAUGAAGAACAUGGACCCUCUCAAUGAUAAUAUUGCUACUCUGCUACACCAGUCCUCUGAUAAAUUUGUGUCUGAACUGUGGAAAGAUGUUGAUCGCAUAGUUGGGCUGGAUCAGGUUGCUGGCAUGUCAGAUUCAGCCUUGCCUGGUGCCUUUAAGACCAGGAAGGGGAUGUUCCGGACAGUAGGACAGCUGUACAAGGAGCAACUAGCCAAGCUUAUGGCUACCCUGAGAAACACCAACCCCAACUUUGUACGUUGCAUCAUCCCCAACCAUGAAAAGAAGGCUGGAAAACUAGACCCACACCUAGUUUUGGAUCAGCUUCGUUGCAAUGGAGUGCUGGAGGGAAUCCGUAUCUGCCGGCAGGGCUUUCCCAACAGAGUGGUCUUCCAGGAGUUCCGACAAAGAUAUGAGAUCCUGACUCCAAAUGCCAUUCCUAAAGGGUUCAUGGAUGGAAAGCAAGCCUGUGUGUUGAUGAUCAAAGCCUUAGAGCUGGACCCAAACCUUUACCGAAUUGGACAGAGCAAAGUGUUUUUCCGAGCAGGUGUCCUUGCCCACCUUGAAGAAGAAAGAGACUUGAAAAUCACAGAUGUCAUUAUUGGGUUCCAGGCAUGCUGUAGAGGCUACUUGGCUAGAAAGGCUUUUGCCAAACGCCAGCAGCAACUAACGGCAAUGAAGGUGCUUCAGAGGAAUUGUGCUGCCUACUUGAAGCUUCGUAACUGGCAAUGGUGGAGAUUGUUCACAAAGGUCAAGCCUUUGCUGCAAGUGAGCAGGCAAGAGGAGGAGAUGCUGGCCAAGGAAGAAGAGCUGGUGAAGGUGAAGGAAAAGCAGGUGGCGGCAGAAUACAGACUGACUGAAAUGGAAACUCUCCAGACACAGCUUGUGACAGAAAAGAUGCAGUUGCAAGAGCAAUUACAAGCAGAAAUUGAACUCUGUGCUGAGGCUGAGGAGAUCAGAGCCCGCCUGACAGCAAAAAAACAGGAGCUAGAGGAGAUAUGCCACGACCUGGAGGCCAGAGUGGAGGAAGAGGAGGAACGGUGUCAGCAUCUACAAACUGAGAAAAAGAAAAUGCAGCAGAAUAUUCAGGAGCUUGAAGAGCAGUUGGAAGAAGAGGAAAGUGCCAGGCAAAAGCUACAGCUGGAAAAAGUGACCACUGAAGCAAAACUAAAGAAACUUGAGGAAGAUUUGAUAGUUUUUGAUGAUCAAAAUUGCAAACUGGCCAAGGAGAAGAAAUUAUUGGAAGAUAGAAUUGCAGAAUUCACGACUAACCUAACUGAAGAAGAAGAGAAGUCAAAGAGCUUAGCUAAACUCAAGAACAAGCAUGAGACUAUGAUAACAGAGUUGGAAGAGCGAUUGCGCCGAGAGGAAAAGCAGCGGCAAGAGUUGGAGAAGACUCGCAGGAAGCUAGAGGGAGACUCUACAGAUCUUCAUGAUCAAAUAGCUGAACUGCAAGCUCAAAUAGCAGAGCUCAAAAUGCAGCUGGCGAAAAAAGAGGAGGAGCUGCAAGCUGCUUUGGCUCGGGUGGAAGAGGAGGCCGCUCAGAAGAACAUGGCCGUGAAGAAGAUCCGUGAGCUGGAGUCUCAGAUAACUGAGCUGCAGGAAGACUUGGAGUCUGAACGGGCAGCCAGGAACAAAGCAGAGAAACAGAAGCGGGAUCUGGGUGAAGAGCUUGAGGCUCUUAAGACAGAGCUAGAAGACACACUAGACUCAACUGCAGCACAGCAGGAACUCAGGUCAAAACGUGAGCAAGAAGUGACUAUUCUAAAGAGGACUCUGGAUGAUGAGGCAAAGACCCACGAGGCACAGAUACAGGAGAUGAGGCAGAAGCACGCCCAGGCUGUGGAAGAGCUGGCGGAGCAGUUGGAGCAGACCAAACGGGUGAAAGUGAACCUUGAAAAGGCAAAGCAGUCCCUGGAGGGUGAACGUGCAGAGCUAUCCAAUGAGGUGAAGGUCCUUCUGCAGACCAAAGGAGACACCGAGCACAAGAGGAAGAGGGUUGAAACUCAGCUCCAAGAGCUGCAAGUGAAAUUCACGGAGGGGGAGAGAGUACGGACCGAGCUGGCUGAGAGAGUUAACAAACUGCAGGUGGAGUUGGACAACGUCACUGGUCUUCUGAACCAGUCUGAUAGCAAGUCAAUUAAACUAGCCAAGGAUUUCUCUACACUGGAAUCACAGCUGCAGGACACACAGGAGUUGCUUCAGGAGGAAACCCGUCAGAAACUGAGCCUCAGCACCAAGCUGAAACAGAUGGAAGAUGAAAAGAACAGCUUCAAAGAGCAACUAGAGGAAGAAGAGGAGGCAAAGAGGAACUUGGGAAAACAGAUUUCUGCCUUCCAGCUUCAGAUUGCAGAUAUGAAGAAGAAAAUGGAUGAAAGCCUGGGUUGUCUGGAGUUGGUGGAAGAAGCCAAGAAGAAGCUUCAGAAAGAUUUGGAAGCCAUGACCCAACGUUAUGAGGAAAAGGCAGCUGCCUAUGACAAGCUGGAAAAGACCAAGACUAGGCUGCAACAAGAGCUGGAUGAUAUUGCUGUGGAUUUGGAUCAUCAGCGGCAGAUCGUCUCCAACCUGGAGAAAAAACAGAAGAAGUUUGAUCAGCUGCUGGCGGAGGAGAAAACCAUCUCUGCAAAGUAUGCUGAAGAGCGGGAUCGUGCUGAAGCAGAAGCACGUGAGAAGGAAACGAAAGCCCUCUCCUUGGCCAGAGCCCUUGAGGAAGCCAUAGAACAGAAGGCAGAGCUAGAGCGACUCAACAAGCAGUUCCGGACAGAGAUGGAGGAUUUGAUGAGUUCAAAGGAUGAUGUGGGCAAGAGUGUCCACGAGUUGGAGAAAUCCAAACGAGCUCUGGAGCAGCAGGUGGAGGAGAUGAAGACACAGUUGGAAGAGCUAGAGGAUGAGCUGCAGGCCACGGAAGAUGCCAAGCUGCGCCUGGAAGUCAACCAGCAAGCCAUGAAGGCACAGUUUGAGCGUGAUCUCCUGGCCCGGGAUGAACAGAACGAAGAAAAGAGGAAGCAGCUGAUCAGACAGGUGCGAGAAAUGGAAGUGGAACUGGAAGAUGAGAGGAAGCAACGCUCCAUCGCUGUGGCUGCCAGAAAGAAGUUGGAAAUGGACCUAAAGGAUCUGGAGGCCCACAUAGACUCUGCUAACAAGAAUCGUGAUGAAGCCAUCAAACAGCUCCGGAAGUUGCAGGCCCAAAUGAAGGAUUAUAUGCGUGAGCUGGAAGACACACGUGCCUCCAGGGAAGAAAUUUUGGCCCAGGCCAAAGAGAAUGAAAAGAAGUUGAAGAGCAUGGAAGCGGAGAUGAUUCAAAUGCAGGAGGAACUUGCAGCUGCUGAACGUGCCAAGCGCCAAGCUCAGCAAGAGAGGGAUGAGUUGGCUGAUGAGAUUGCCAACAGUAGUGGCAAAGGAGCUCUGGCCUUGGAGGAAAAGCGACGCUUGGAGGGUCGGAUAGCUCAGCUGGAGGAAGAAUUGGAGGAAGAGCAGAGCAAUACAGAGUUGGUGAAUGACCGCCUCAAGAAAGCAAAUCUUCAGAUUGACCAAAUAAAUACAGAUCUGAACGCAGAGCGUAGUAACGCCCAGAAGAAUGAGAAUGCUCGGCAGCAGGCUGAGCGUCAGAACAAGGAACUUAAGGCCAAGCUUCAGGAAAUGGAGAGUGCUGUGAAGUCUAAAUACAAGUCUUCCAUCACUGCUCUGGAGGCCAAGAUUGCCCAACUGGAAGAACAGCUGGAUUCUGAGACAAAGGAGCGCCAGGCUGCCAGCAAGCAGGUGCGGCGCACUGAAAAGAAGCUGAAGGAUGUUGUCCUGCAAGUGGAGGAUGAGCGGCGUAAUGCUGAGCAGUACAAGGAUCAGGCAGACAAGGUGAAUGUGCGCUUGAAGCAGCUUAAACGCCAACUGGAGGAGGCGGAAGAGGAGGCACAGCGAGCCAACGCAGCUCGCAGAAAGCUGCAGCGGGAGCUGGAGGAUGUCACUGAAACUGCGGAUGCCAUGAACCGAGAGGUCAGCUCUCUGAAGAGCAAGCUCAGGCGAGGGGAUAUACCAUUUGUUGUGACACGCCGGAUUGCCAGGAAGGGCACAGGUGAAGUAUCUGAUGAAGAAGUGGACGGCAAGGUAGAUGCUGGUGAAGCCAAAGCUACUGAAUAGAGCUGCUGCUUGGACCCAGGUUACACAUGAUGGAGUGACCCAUCCUCCCUUUGUCCAGUGGACUUCUGCAAACCCUUCUAAAACCUGCCAGGGAAAGUGGACCACAUCUGUCGAAAUGUUCCCUGGAAUAUCUGGAGCCAUCAGACGUUAGUGUCUCCCUCCCAGCGUCCAAACUCUUUUGUUUUGAAUGCCAAAGAGUCUGCAGUCUGAUCUGAGUCUGGGAGCUACAAAUGCCUGUAGUUUAUUGUCCUUGCCAUGGCUGCCAGUGAAUUUAUGUAGUUUGGCAAGGGGAUGGGGGGAGAGACUACUUUUUGUUGCUGUAAAUCAACUAUUUUCUUCCAAUAAUGUUUUUGUGAUAGAUGCAGGGAUCUCCCUUUCCCCUUCCUCUUGUUUGCUUUUGGCAAUCAUGUUCAGUGACCUCACACUUUUGACCUCUUCAGUCUGCCCACCUAGCCAAUUUGGGAGUUAUGUUGAAGGAUUCCCAGCACAACUCCCAAAUGUCUUCAAAGAACAUAUAGUGGAUGGAUGAAGGGGGAGGAAUCUUCUCCUAGAAGAAACUUGGCCAAAUUGAUCCCUCCCUGUGGCUAAUUUCUGGACAGAUCUGAAGUGCAAUGGUGUCUGUGUUAGUGUCUCUGGCUUUGUGUUUAAGAUGGUGUGAACCAUUAGUUAGUGAUGGGCCAAGGAAGCAGUAAAGCUUUCUUGUGUGCUUAUUGGAGAAUUUAUUUGGGACCAAAUAUAUUUAACGGUAACAGACGGAAUCUAGUGGAUUUGAAUGGAGUGUGGGCAAGGAAGUGCUUCUUUAUUGUAAUGUCCAAGCCUCUAGCUCUAUAAUCGGGGGAUGGGUUUAGUUAUUCUGCACAGUGACUAAGAGUAUAUUAAAGAAGAAGAAAAACUUUUAAUCUGCACAGAUUAUAUGUUGAAGGCCUUUGUAUCUCUUGUUUAUAUAAGUAAUUAAGAAAAAUAAAGGUCUUUAUCACUGCCUUUCUAUGGGGACUGCGGUUAUAUAGAUAGUCUUUACUUUUCUACACCGUACACUGGUUGCUGGAUUUACCUGUAUACUUAACCAUAUUGUAUAUGCUGCAUUUAGACUUCUGAGCAAAUGACAAAUUAAAAUAAGAAUCUCCUAUACUGUAUGGUUAUUGCUCUCACUGUGGGAGCCUCCUGUCCCAGAAAUAAAUCUGCAAACUUUUUUAUAUAAUAAGUGCCUUAGCAUGUGCCUGAGCUGUGUCUCCACUACAGUCAGUAAUGGAUUACCGGUGCUGUUCUAACAAUAAAGAUUAUCCAUGUG
This is a messenger RNA of Elgaria multicarinata webbii, 7374 nucleotides long. RefSeq names its product myosin heavy chain 9 (gene MYH9). Gene Ontology annotation, cellular component: cytoplasm; myosin filament; myosin II complex. The record is from RefSeq and is a predicted model, not a curated record. Gene Ontology annotation, molecular function: actin filament binding; ATP binding; microfilament motor activity. The coding region runs from base 204 to 6086 and encodes 1960 amino acids. The transcript is spliced from 41 exons. Lineage: Eukaryota; Metazoa; Chordata; Lepidosauria; Squamata; Anguidae.